Molecule: messenger RNA, 3242 nt
Organism: Ziziphus jujuba (common jujube)
Lineage: Eukaryota; Viridiplantae; Streptophyta; Magnoliopsida; Rosales; Rhamnaceae
Product: flowering time control protein FY
Exons: 18
Coding region: 644-2836 (730 amino acids)
Cellular component (GO): mRNA cleavage and polyadenylation specificity factor complex
Molecular function (GO): protein binding
Source: RefSeq, a predicted model, not a curated record
ACAGUGUGGAAAUCUGAGACUGAGAGGCUCACUGCUACGCUCUUCUUCUUCCUUCUUCUUCUUCUUUCAGCUACUCGCUGCUUCUUCUUCUUCCUACUCUCUCUGCCUCUGCAUUUGUCUUUUUCUUCUUCUUCUUCAUCUCCUCUUUCUUUCUAGCUCUUCUUCUUCUUCUUCUUCUUCGAUUUCCAUUCGCACCCAAAAUAAUGUUUUCGUUUUGUAUUUGGGUUUGGUUCUAUGCUAAAAAUUAACCCCAAAAAUAAAUAAAUAAACCACCAGCGUUUUUUCCCUCCCUUUACCCACUCUGCUUCCGCAUAUACCCAAAAAAAAAAAAAAAAAAAGAAAAAAAAGAAAAAAAAAGAACCAAAUUGGAAGUCUCUUGAAAAUCUCUAUUCCGGGGUAUGAAUCAAUUGAAGGGUGGUCGUGAAUUUCUCAUACCCUUUUGAAUUUCGCUUUUUGUCCCGCGUUUUCUCAUCCUAUUUUCUCUACCCAAAAUAUUUUUGGAGGGGAUUUUUUUGGGUUUAGGGUUUUGCAUUCGGCGGUUUUUUAUUUUUAUUUUAUUUUUGUUUUUGCUCUGAACUAGGAUUAGGGUUUUCUCUUUCUGUCUCGCUCUCAUUGUUGGGGGAUUAGGGUUGUGUUUGAUAAGAUGAUGUACGGUGAGCCUCAGCAGCAGCAGCAGCAACAGCAACAAGGUGGAGAUUUUCACAGGGGUCCACAACCACCUCCGCAGCCUCAAAUGAUGCGCCAGCCGUCUGCUUCUUCAACUAAUAUGGCUCCUCCGGAGUAUCACCACCCCUCUGCCCCUGCUCCUCCUAUUCCUCCUUACGAUGCCCAUGGUGACAAUUUUGCUGGAAAAAGGAGAAAGCUUACCCAGAGGAGGGCAGUUGAUUACACUAGCACAGUGGUACGAUAUAUGCAGGUUCGAAUGUGGCAGCGGGAUUUGAGGGAUCGGACUGUAUUGCAAGCUACACCAGCAGCUGCAAUUGAUAUGUUGCCAACAGUUGCGUAUUCAGAUAAUCCAUCUACUAGCUUUGCUGCAAAGUUUGUUCAUACCUCUUUGAACAAAAACCGUUGUUCAAUAAAUCGGGUUUUGUGGACUCCUACAGGGAGACGCCUUAUAACAGGCUCUCAAAGUGGCGAAUUCACUAUCUGGAAUGGACAAUCAUUUAAUUUUGAAAUGAUUCUUCAGGCGCAUGAUCAAGCAAUUAGGUCUAUGGUGUGGAGUCACAACGACAACUGGAUGGUCUCUGGUGAUGAUGGGGGUGCAAUCAAGUAUUGGCAGAUCAACAUGAAUAACGUGAAGGCCAAUAAAUCUGCUCAUAAAGAAUCAGUUCGGGACUUGAGUUUUUGUAGGACAGACUUGAAAUUCUGUUCCUGUUCUGAUGAUACUACUGUUAAAGUCUGGGACUUUGCACGGUGCCAAGAAGAACGCUCUUUAACUGGCCACGGGUGGGAUGUGAAGAGUGUUGACUGGCAUCCGACAAAGUCUUUAUUAGUUUCAGGUGGAAAAGACAACCUUGUCAAACUUUGGGAUGCUAAAACAGGGAGAGAACUAUGUUCAUUUCACGGCCACAAAAAUGUUGUGCUUUGUGUCAAAUGGAACCAAAAUGGUAACUGGUUGCUAACUGCAUCAAAAGAUCAAAUCAUCAAGCUUUAUGACAUAAGGGUCAUGAAGGAGCUUGAAUCUUUCCGUGGACAUCGAAAAGAUGUGACUGCUUUGGCUUGGCAUCCCUUUCACGAAGAAUAUUUUGUCAGUGGGAGUUUUGAUGGAUCUAUUUCCCAUUGGCUUGUUGGGCAUGAAGUUCCCCAAGUAGAAAUUCCCAAUGCCCAUGACAACAGUGUUUGGGAUCUUGCAUGGCAUCCUAUUGGAUAUCUUCUUUGCAGUGGUAGCAAUGAUCACACAACAAAGUUUUGGUGCAGAAAUAGGCCAGGAGACACAACUCGUGAUAAAUUUAACAUGGGUCAGAACCAAGGUUAUGGUGAGCAAAAUCCUGCUUUUUCUGGUCGCUUACCUGGUAAUUUUCCAGCAUCGGAUGGGCCAACAACUCCUGGACCAUUUCCUCCUGGGUUGGCUAGAAAUGAGGGAACGAUUCCUGGUGUUGGAGUUGCUAUGCCACUAUCUAUCCCAUCACUUGACACAUCAAUUCAGGGUGAGCAAAAGCCACCUCAUCAAGUUUCAAUGCCUUUGGGGGCUCCUCCUCUUCCACCUGGCCCUCAUCCCUCCCUCCUUGCUGUCAAUCAGCAACAACCAUAUCAACAAAACCCUCAACAGAUUCCACAACAACAACAUCAACAACACCAAGGACACCCACAACAAAUGCAACCUGUGCCUAUGCCACCUCCAAAUAUGCCACAGCUACAGCCUCCCCAUUUGCCCUUGCUCCAACAUCCGCAUUUACCUCGUCCCCCACCCCAGUUGCCCCAACUUGGUAUGCCUUCAUCUAUGCCAUCUUCCAUGCCUGGAUCUAUGCCUAUGCCCUCAUCAGUUCCCUCAUCACUUCCUAUUCAAAUGCCUGGUCCAAUGGGGAUGCAAGGUGCAAUGAAUCAGAUGGUUCAACAAAUGCCUCAAGGUCAUUUUAUGGGCAUGAACCCAAUGCAUGGAGGAUCCUCUGCAGGAGCGCCUCCUCAGGUUGGGGGUUUUCCUAAUGGCAUGCAAAACAUGCAGGGUCCUUCGAAUACAGGUGGACCCCCAAUGUAUCCACAGGGUGGUGCUUUCAACCGGGGACAAGCCGGACAAAUGCCAAUGAUGCCUGGGUAUAAUCACUACCAGUCCACUAAUCAAUCUGGGAUGCCACAACCUCCGCCGCAAGGACCACCUCACGGUCAGCUACCUCAGUAGAGAAUUAACUGCAAUCAUAGGGGCUGCCAGCCAUGGCCAAAAUAGGAAAUUUCUUAAUCUCUGAACAACUUUUAUCAAUGUAUAUCUACAAAUUUUUGUUUACUUUUAGCUGUAGUUGUAUGUAUUUGGCAUAGUGACUUAUUGAGGAUACUUUUGGUGAGCGUAGAAUUAGUAGUCUAGGAUUUUGUAUUCUAAAUAGGGAUUAUCAUCAAUUUAGUUCUUUUGGUUUUGUUGUGUCACUUGGGACUGGUAUUGGAGAUGGUGAAUUUUGGCUUUCUACAACAGAUUUAAAUUUGAAAGUGGUCAAUUAUGCGAGAACUAUAUUGCAAUGGGCUUAGCUGUAUACAAAACUAUUUAUCAAUUGAUUUAGCAAGUAACGUAAUGCUAUUUUAUUUGUUUGUAUUGA